Molecule: messenger RNA, 1279 nt
Organism: Gloeophyllum trabeum ATCC 11539
Lineage: Eukaryota; Fungi; Basidiomycota; Agaricomycetes; Gloeophyllales; Gloeophyllaceae
Product: cyclophilin
Exons: 6
Coding region: 69-1208 (379 amino acids)
Biological process (GO): protein peptidyl-prolyl isomerization; protein folding
Cellular component (GO): intracellular membrane-bounded organelle
Molecular function (GO): peptidyl-prolyl cis-trans isomerase activity; protein binding
Source: RefSeq, a predicted model, not a curated record
GGGCGCGCAUCCUGAGAGGAAUACAGCUCACAGCAAGCUCUAUCUUGGGUCUGUCGGAAAAUCCUAGCAUGGCGUCUGAACAGGGGAAUGCGGCCGAGCGACCGCUGACUUUCUUCGACAUAACCAUUGGGGGCAGGCCUGUAGGCCGCGUUAUCUUCCGCCUCUACUCGGACUUGGUACCAAAGACCGCGGAGAACUUCCGUGCGCUCUGUACUGGCGAAAAGGGCGUCGGCAAGUCUGGGAAGAAGCUGAGCUAUGAGGGCUCGUCUUUCCACCGUGUUAUUCCUAAGUUCAUGGUACAGGGUGGCGACUUCACUGCUGGCAACGGAACAGGAGGGGAAUCCAUCUAUGGGGAGAAGUUCGAGGAUGAGGGCUUCCCCGUGAAGCACUCGAAACCCUUCUUGCUGUCCAUGGCGAAUGCAGGACCCAAUACCAACGGCUCCCAAUUCUUCAUCACCACCAUGCCCACCCCGCACCUCGACGGCAAACACGUCGUCUUCGGCGAAGUCGUGAAGGGCAAGUCCGUCGUGCGGCAAAUUGAGAAUCACCCGACCAGCUCGGGCGACGUGCCCACCGAGCCCAUCAUCAUCGCCGCGUGCGGCCAGCUGUCCCCGGACGACCCGUCGCUCACCGCGGAGCCCGUCGCGGCGGACGGCGACCCGUACGAGGACUUUCCCCAGGACGAGGAGUCGAAGGACACGGAGAACCCCGAGGUGGUGCUCCAGAUCGCGAAGGACAUCAAGGACCUCGGUGCGAAAUUGUGGAAGGAGGGCAAGGUGGACGCUGCCCUGGCGAAAUGGCAAAAGGCACUGCGCUACGUCGACCACAAAUACUUCGACAUACCAGAUGACGCGCCGCCAGAGCUGAAGGACUCGUACCACAUCCUCCUCUCGCCUCUCUUACUCAACAUCGCGCUCGCAGCGAUCAAACUGGGCGGCUCACACAACGCCACGCUUGCUAUCGAGAGCACCGACCGCGCGCUCGAGCAGAUGACGCUCAAUGAUGCGGACAAAGCGAAAGCGCUGUAUCGUCGAGCCUUGGCGCGCAGUCUCGAGAAGGACGACGAAGGCGCGGAAGCGGAUCUUCUUGAGGCUACGAAGCUAGUGCCUGAUGAUAAAGCGAUUGCCGCCGAGCUCGCGAAGGUGAAGCAGCGGCAGAAGGAGAAGAGGGAUAAGGAGAAGAAGCAAUUCAAGAAACUGUUCUCAUAGAUACUGUAAUUCUACCUAAUCACGUGUAUCCAGGAAGCAAUAGAGGAAUCGUCGGCAAUUUACUUCCACAU